This is a messenger RNA of Penicillium crustosum, 441 nucleotides long. RefSeq lists its product as uncharacterized. The coding region runs from base 1 to 441 and encodes 146 amino acids. The transcript has a single exon. The record is from RefSeq and is a predicted model, not a curated record. Lineage: Eukaryota; Fungi; Ascomycota; Eurotiomycetes; Eurotiales; Aspergillaceae.
AUGCCGCCUGCGUGUUCAGCGGGCUGGCCAUGCAAUUCCGCCAACAACACGCCAGCUCCUGGGAGCGGAGAGCAUUAUAUGAUCUCCCAGGAGCUGACACGAUGGUACAACGAAUACCAUCUGCAUGGUCGGCCUGCUGAACACGCAGCAGGAACACUAGCCAGCCCCUGGGAGAUUCUAACAUUAUAUCAUCUCCCGGGGGCUGGCCACAUGGCACAAAAGCUGCCAUUUGCAUGUUCAGCAGGCCGACCAAACAAUACCAUCAGCAUGGUCGGCCUGCUGAACACGCAGCAGGAACACCAGCCAGCCCCUGGGAGAUUGCAACAUUAUAUCUCCCAGGGGCUGGCCACAUGGCACAAACGCUGCCAUCUGCGUGUUCAGCAGGCUGACCAUGCCACCUUCAGCAAUAUCGAGCUCCUGGGAGCAGGAUACAUUACAUGA